Messenger RNA from Puccinia triticina, 591 nucleotides. RefSeq lists its product as uncharacterized. NCBI's taxonomy places the organism in Eukaryota, Fungi, Basidiomycota, Pucciniomycetes, Pucciniales, Pucciniaceae. The transcript has 6 exons. The record is from RefSeq and is a predicted model, not a curated record. Bases 1 to 591 code for a protein of 196 amino acids.
AUGCAAUUUUUCACCGCUAUCUCGGGAUUAGUCGCCCUCAGCUCCGGAGUAACUGCUUUGAGCGUCACUUCUCCUUCCGGAAGUUCGUACUGGGUUCAGUUUUCUACCAACACCAUUGCUUGGGCGCUUUCUUCAGGAGAUCCUACCUCUGUCUCCAUUCAAAUCGUCAACCCAACCAACAAGCAGUUCAACGGUCCCUUUUCGAUUGCUGAAUAUGUUCCAGCCGCGAAGAUGUCCUACGAUGUUACCAACGUGCAGCUCAUUGUUGGCGAUGGAUACCAAGUCCAGUUUGUCAGCCCGUUGAACAACACACAAGUAUUAGCGACCUCUGCCCCCUUUUCGGUUAAAGUCAGCGGAACUCCUGAAGCACAAGUCACUUACGCCCCAGGAACUCACGACUCCGCCAGCAACUCCAGCUCGAACAGCACCUCGUCCUCCAACUCAACCAGUUCCCACCCUGACAUCAACGGCAACAGCUUCAAGAACAACGGUACCGCCAAUGCUAACGCCAAGUCAGCCUCUGUUCGGGCCGCUGCUGUGCCAUCAAUGGCUGUUUUCGCCAUCGGCUCGUUGAUGGCUUUGAUCGCUUGA